Tyto alba (common barn owl) is the source of this 2354-nucleotide messenger RNA. RefSeq names its product CD86 molecule (gene CD86). NCBI's taxonomy places the organism in Eukaryota, Metazoa, Chordata, Aves, Strigiformes, Tytonidae. Gene Ontology annotation, biological process: positive regulation of T cell proliferation; cellular response to lipopolysaccharide; cell surface receptor signaling pathway. The transcript is spliced from 7 exons. The record is from RefSeq and is a predicted model, not a curated record. Bases 166 to 1020 code for a protein of 284 amino acids. Gene Ontology annotation, cellular component: external side of plasma membrane.
AAAAAAUGAAUGUUUCUGUUGUCAAGAUCCAUACUGGAGUAUUUCGCUGCACCUGAGACAGGACGCCUGGAGAAAGAAAGAAGAGAUACCUGCCCUUUGGUUGUGGAUGAAGAAUUCUGCUUGCAGAGGCAGUGGAAUGCUCUAUGAUCUUUGGACCAAAGCAUCAUGGAGGUCUGCAUAUUCUUCCUUUAUGCUAUGAUACUUCUCCCAGGUAUUGCUGCCAGUGUGCAUCAGGUGAAGUCAUUUCUCAAUCACACUGCAUACCUAUCCUGCUAUUUUCCAAACUCUCAGAAAACCGACAUAAAGGAUUUAAGAGUUUUUUGGCAAAAAGACGCUAUUGAAGUGGUGCAUGAAGUAUACCAUGGCCAAGAAAAACUUGAUAACCUUAGUCCUAAAUAUAUAAAUCGCACCAAAAUGGAUAUGGACAAAUGGACCUUGCAAUUGUUAAAUGUGGGAAUUGUGGACGAGGGACAGUAUACAUGUAUUAUACAGCACAGAGAUAAAGGAUCGCCAAAGGUCAUACACAGAUCUGAGUGCUUACUGCAGAUCAUUGCCAACUAUAGUCAACCUGAGAUAGCGUGGCUGAACACUGGGGAACUAAAGCACAACGCAUACUUGAAUCUUUCCUGUUCUUCCAGUGGAGGUUAUCCGGAGCCCAAGAAGAUGACUUGGCUAAUUUCACACGAAAACACAACAUACAGGCGCAUUCAUCACAUGGAUGUUUCACAGGAUGCUGUAACAAAGUUGUACAGUGUUACUACCAAGCUGAAUAUCACAGUUCCUACAAACACUCUCACUAAUAUUAGCUGCUUGCUUCACCUUGGAGAGCAGCUGGGGAGCCUUGUUUCAAUGCCACUAGGCAUAGAGAUACAAGGGGAAGAAAUGGAGCAAGUGAAGAUAAAUUUCUUUGGCCCACUUACAGCUGUGAUUAUACUGACCACACUUCUUCUGGGUUUUGUGAUAUUGAAGAAGAACAGAAAUACCUCAUCUAGAAACCAGAGUGUAAGUCUAGCAGUCUAGAUGCUAUCCAACUUGAAACUGAGGCCAUCAGCCAGACUGCUGACUGGGAACCAUCCCUGCAUAUAGCAAGGCCUGAGGUCCCGUGUUCUUAGAUGCUCUGCGAGAACAAGAAUCCUCCCCAGAUAACCUACAGAACAACAUUUAACAGUUCUGUCUGAGGGCUGAAAUCCACCACCCAGUGUUGUCUGCUUUUAUUUUUGCUCCAGAAUGGUCACAAAUAUGAUGUUCUGCCUGUCUACAUGACUAUCUUUCUGAUGUAUUUUUCACCACACACUGUGACAUUGUAAAAUCCUGAGAGUCAAUGAAGAAAGCAGAGUUAUGUGGGUUGCAGAAGGGAAUGUCUCAGAAAGAGUUAGGCCACAAUCUGUGAAUCAUAACCAUCACUGGAAACAUGAUCAGAGGCAGGCUAUUAAUCAUAAGUCAUAAACACUUUUGGCAGAGCCGGUGUGGCUUUGUACCAGUAACCUUCUUGUAAAGCUCCACAGCAGAAAGAGGAACUUCAGGGCACUUCCCCACCUUCUGAGAAGAGUUGUGCAAUUCCUAUCAAGCAUUUGAAACUAGAAAUCAUCUGAAGGAAAUACUUGCUUUAAACAUAAUUUCUAGUUAUCUUAACUUUUUUUUUACUAGCAUCCAAGCUUAAUAUAUCCAGACAGGUAGUACCUCCACACUUUGUUCCUCUGUAUUCUGACCAGAUGUUGUACUAGUUAUUCAGGUGGAUGAAGGGAUAGAAAAUGAAAGCAUGAGGUAUCACUCAUAUGUGUAUAAAUCUAAAUAUACAAAAUUAAGCUAACCAGAUAGCAAAAAAAAAAUAUUAUAUAAGUUGGUCAUGUUCCCAUUUAGUUGACUAUGCUCUCCCUUUCUUAAUUUUGCUUCAAACCUUGAAGAUAGAACAAUCCAUACGCUACGGUAUGCUCAGCUAUAGGAAGUGGUUUUACCUUUCAGGAAAGAUUCUCCAUUUAACUCAAAAUGUGCCAGUUCUCCAAUCCUGAAUGAUAUCUGCACUUUAUAUUCUUCAACAGCAUUGACAUCUUUCAGGAGAAAGAAUGCAGCAGAACUGAAACAAAAUGCUUCUGAGGUCUUGAUUGUGCUUGUAGGUCUGACAUUUUCAGCAAGAUCAGGGACAUUAGCAUCACAUUCUCAAGACAAAUUUCAGCUCAGAGUUGCAGUUGGGGACAUAAAUUCUCUACAUUUUCUGUUAAAUGAUGUUGUGAGUUGCUAGAUUCCACCUCAAUUUUUACUCAAUUUGCAAGUGUGUGAGAGAAUGUACAUGUCUUUUUGAGCUAGCUAAACCAUUUUGGAGUCAGUUUAUUAAGCUAUUACACUAACAUUUCAAA